Molecule: messenger RNA, 3151 nt
Organism: Drosophila grimshawi
Lineage: Eukaryota; Metazoa; Arthropoda; Insecta; Diptera; Drosophilidae
Exons: 5
Coding region: 489-1928 (479 amino acids)
Source: RefSeq, a predicted model, not a curated record
UUGACUAAACGUGCAGCAGUGCGAACACGAACGCGUGCAGCGGCAUUCCCGGCUCCGGCUUUUAUUGUUGCAUAUUGUAAUAAAUAAUUACUCUCUAUCGAGCCCUAUACAACUCUAUAAUAUCCAUAACGCUGACAAUAUCUAUACAUACAUACAUAUAUAUAUAUAUAUAUAUAUAUCGGCAAUUAUAAUUAGCAGAAAACAUUAUUUGUUUAUUAUUCGGCACGCGCGCAACAACGGAAAGACACUAGUGAUAAAAACAACAAAAAUACAAAUAAUAAAAAAUAAAAAUAAAAAUAAAAUUAAAUCAAAUCAAAUUAAAAUUUGCAGCUGCAAACGUGCAAACAUUUGAAUAUGUGCUAAAAGUGAAGAAACAUAUAAAAACCAAGAAUAUAAAUCUAAUAAACAUUUAACUCGAGUUCUUGCUGGGAUUAUUACUGUCGUGGAUAUCAUAACAACAACAACAACAACAAGCGAGCCAAGACACAAUGGUGAACAAACAGUACACAGCCAACGAUCUGGAGGCUUUUAUGAAAAUAGCCGCCAACUGGCAAAGCACCAAUCACAAUCUGCUGGAGGGUGUCGAUCUAAAGACAGAAAUGACGCAAUACAUGAACAGUCCAUCGAUGAACAUGUAUAAGAAACGAGAGCGCACACAGAACUGGAACCAUCAGGAGAAGAAAUACUUGCUGGAUCUGUGCCGCAAGGAUAUGCGCAUCAUAGAGAAUAAGCGACUCGAUGCUGGUCUCACUGCCGUCAAGAACAAGGCCUGGAAGAUAAUACACCAAAAGUUCUCCAAUCAAUUUGGCACAGAUCGCACCUGCAAUCGCCUCAAAGAGCAAUGGCGCCGCAUGAAAGCAUGCACACGCAAUGAGAUACUCGACUAUAAUAAUCGCCUGGCCAGAUUCGGCGCUGAGGUUGCCGAUCGCAAGAAACCGUCGCCGUUCACCUUUGAGGUUUGGGAUUUUAUGCAGGAGGCGAAGAAGGCAUGCAAAUCGGAGGCACUCGAUGGCAUUGAUUACUCGAAAAUACCAUUGGCUCUCGAGGAGGACUUUGAAUAUCGCGAUGACUACAAAUUCAAUGCCGAUGAGCAUGAUAUGGAUGAUAGUCGCACGCCGCCACAGGAGCUGUGCGAUGUGGACAUCAAGGAGGAGGAGACCAAUGAGACCUUCAAUGAGACGUACAACAAUCACAGCAACGAUAUUCAUGCCAAUGGUGAACGACUCAGCGUUUCGCCCAAUCACAGUCGCAAUGGCCUGCACGAGCCGGAAAGUCCUGCAGCCGCAUCGCUGGACACGAGUGCUGCCUUUAUGCCACCCACCGGCGGUGAGAUGUCCGGGUUCCAGCCCAGCUUCAACAUGAACAACAUAUCCGCUACGUUGGAGGCGCUCAAUGCACUGCGCAGUGGACAAUUUCCGAGUGCAGCGGCAGCAGCAGCUGCUGCCAUACAACAGCAUCAGGCACAGGCUGUGGCCCUGCAGCAACAGCAGCAUCAGCACAAUAACAACAAUAACAAUGAGGAUGAUGAUGAGCUGAUGAAACCAUUGGCCAAACGUCAGCGCACAACCAGCAGCAGCCUGGCCGUCGAGGAUCAAUCGACGACGCUGCCGCUGGCAUUGCCAACGCCACAAUCCGCAGACAGUCAAGCGUUGGAGCGCAGCAGCAGCGGCAUUGGUAGCAGCAGCAGCAGCAGCGCCAUCGCUGCCACAGCCCUUAAUACAACCAGCAGCGGCAGCAGCAGCACCACCGCCAGCUCCUUUGAGCUGCGCCUGUUCAUGGAGAUGCAGAGUAAGGAGCACAUGAUGCGCAUGAAAAUACUGGAGGUACAAUUGCAGGCGGCCAAGCACAGUCGCGAUCUUGUGGAGAUUAACAAGACGCUGGCGCUGCAAAAGCUACAGGAGCUGGCCAGCAAGCGACUGCCCAGUUAGAGUAGCGCAUCGAAGCCUGUUAAUUGCUUGAUUAUCAUCAUCGUCAUCAUCGUUUCACAUUGUUGUUUUAGUUGUAGAUGUAACUUUGUAGCACGUAGGCACUUAGCACGUAGGGCGUAGCUAAAGUUAAAUUUUAGGCUAAGAUAACAAUUUUGUAUCCAGAGACAGACAGCACAGACGACAUACACAUACAAACACACACACAUACACACACACGCACACACCAACAUUGGGCUGCAAUUCACAACAUUCCUGGCAUUGUUUUGACCAGUAUUUAAAAGCUAGAAGCACACACACACACACACACACACACACAUAGAGACAGAUAGACGGCAGCUCAUUUCGCUAGCAGCGGCGCACAAAAGUAUGCCAUAUUAUUUUAUAUUGUUAAAGGACUCUCGCCCCCACUACAACAGCAACCCUUUACAUACAGCCUACCUCACACAAAAACACCAUUACACCCACACACACACACACACACACACAAUUAAGAGUGUGGGGGGCGGGAGUUGGCGCGUGUUUUGUGGCUCUGCACUUGACCAAGUCAAGUGAUUUGUGAAUACGCCUGAGAACGCAUUCAAGUUUUUAGUUCUACUUAGUUUUAGUUCUAGUUGUAGUACUUGUCACAGCUCUCCAAGUUGCUCAAAUCUGCAUAAACAACUACACCCACACCGAUACCCACAACAAACACAACACACACACACACACACACCCAACAAUGACAAAAAAUCACACUUACACUUUACUUACCACAAAUGUAUUUUAAAAUGUACUUAUAUAAUAUACAUCUAUAUAUAUUAUUUUGACUUGAGUUCGACUAACGAAAUGCACAACAAAACCUUUUUGUAUCUUAUUUUAGACCUAAGUUACUCACUCCAUAAAUUACGAGUAUAUUAUUAUAUUAUAUGUAUGAUCAAAAUUUUGAAUGCUGAUUUAUAUAUUUAUUUUGUAUAGUUCGUAUGUCGACAUGUUUUUCGUUUUUAAAUGCCAUAUUAAUUUCCAAUUAUCCUCACACAUUUAUUGUUUCAAAUGUUGUUAAGCGAUCUAUGAUAUAUGUAUUUAUAUACAUAUAUAUCAUACAUUAUAUAAAGAAACUUAUCAUUUAAAGCAGCACUUUAUCUCUUUUGUUUAUUGACUUCUGUUAUGUAACGCUUCUUGUAAAGCAAUUGUAAAUGAGAAAUACAAACUAUUUUAAAUAAAAAAAAGAGAAUCAUAUACUGAAA